Messenger RNA from Prorocentrum cordatum, 831 nucleotides. Lineage: Eukaryota; Dinophyceae; Prorocentrales; Prorocentraceae. The record is from the annotation of a GenBank genome assembly.
AUGGAGUGGGCGAGGGGUUCGCCCAUGGAGUGGGCGAGGGCCGCCGCGGCGGGCGCGGGCGGCCCGGCGCACCUGGGUAGCCUCUGGCACGGGCAGAGGUGCACCUGUCAGGUGGACCUCGGCGAGGGGUUUUCGAUCGACCGCGAGCUGCUGCGCCUGCUGGAGGGCCAGCUGCAGCGUUGCGGGCCCGCCAACCUCACGGUCCCCGCGCCUUGUGCUCCGCCCGAGUGCUCGGCCCUGGCGGGCGCCUGCGCCUCGACGGCCCGCGGCCCGUGGUGGCUGCGCCGCGGAGCGACGGCCGCCCAGGACCGUCUCUGCCUGCCAGAGGGCCAGCGGGUGCUCGUCUCCUACGACGUGGACCCACGUCUGCUCUGGCAUGAGCGGCUCUUGUGCGCUCGCGCGCACGAGGGCGCGUGGGUGGUUGCCACUCCCGAGCGCGACAUCGACCUGGAGGACAUUCAGGGCGGGGUCGAGAGCCUGGCGCCGCUCGGCCCGAUGGGCGGGCUGCCGUCUGGCCGGGGCCGCGGACCGGCGCACGCGUUCCGGGGCUCGCCCCAGGGCCCGCUGCAUCAGGCCGAGAGCUUGCGCCUGCAGGCGGAAGGUGCGGAGCUGGCGGAGCAGGAGCGGCGGGGCCUCGGCCUAGGCGCUGCUCGGCCUGCGCCCCCCCCCCCCACAGGCGCGCCGCCGCCGCUGGCGCUGGGGGGCGACCCAGCGGUUGAGGAGGGCGAGUGGCGCUUUGCCGAGAGUCGAGGAAAGGCGCGCUUGGGCGAGCGCGUGGGCGCCGCGGAGCUGGAGGCUGGCUGCCGCCGCGGCGAUCGAGGGAUAGCCCAG